Molecule: messenger RNA, 2426 nt
Organism: Zonotrichia leucophrys gambelii
Lineage: Eukaryota; Metazoa; Chordata; Aves; Passeriformes; Passerellidae
Product: ras-interacting protein 1-like
Exons: 12
Coding region: 37-2208 (723 amino acids)
Biological process (GO): negative regulation of Rho protein signal transduction; regulation of GTPase activity; angiogenesis
Cellular component (GO): cell-cell junction
Molecular function (GO): GTPase binding
Source: RefSeq, a predicted model, not a curated record
AUCGUUCGGGAGUUCGGCACCGCCGGCACCGCGACGAUGCUCCCUGAGGAGCGCAAGGAGGGCUCGCCCCGCUUCGGGAAGCUCCAUUUCCCCGUGGGGCUCUGGAUCAACUCCCCCAAAAAGCGCCUGGCCAAGAUGAGCCGGCGCUGGCCCAGCGCUGGCUCCGUCCGCUCCACCUCCUCGGACACCCCCAGCCGCGCCAGCGACCCCUCGGACCCCCGCCCCAUUUCCAGCUCGGCCGCGCCCCCUCCCAAAGCGAAGCCCCCCCGGCACAAGCGCCUGUCGCACCUGUUCCACCGCGCCACCAGCGCCACCAGCGCCACCAGCGCCACCAGCGCCAGCCACCCGCACUCGCGCUGGGCCAGCGAGAAGAAGCUCAGCGACCUCCGCGACCCCCCCUCGGCCCUUUUGGGGUCUGGGGUCUCGCCGAGCCCCCCGUGCAUCCUCAAGAUCUUCGGCGGCGCCAUCUCCAGGGGCGCCAACUACAAGAGCGUGCUGGCCACGCCGCGCUGCAGCGCCCGCGCGCUCGUCCGCGAGGCGCUCGAGCGAUACGGGUUAAACCCCGAGGAUUUCGGGCAGUUCGCGCUCUGCGAUGUUGUGGGCAGGCCGGGCGGGCCGGGGGGCGCCUGGCAGGGCGAGCACCUGCGCGAGGUGGGCGACGCGGAGCGGCCGCUGCUGCUGCAGGAGCUCUGGAAGCCCAAGGCCGGCUGGUCCCGGAGGUUCGAGAUCCGCCGCAGGCAGGACUUGGACCGGGACCGGGACCGCGACCUGGACCGGGACAGCAACGGCGACGGCGGCGAGGGCGGCGACGGGACCGGGCUGCCGCCCCCCUCCCGCCGCCUGCACCGCAACCGCUCCCGCGCGGCCUCGGGGGGUCCCGCGCCCCCCGCCCGCGACCCCCGGGGCGGGGACCCGGCCGCCCCCGGCCCGGCCAUGCGCCGCAGCAUCAGCGACAUGAACCUGAGCACGCGGCGGCGCCAGCGCAAGGCCCUGAGCGUGGCCGGGGGCGGGGACAGCGCGGGCCCCGCCCCCGCGGGAGCCCCGCCCACCCCCGGGAGCCCCGCCCCGAACGAUGGGGACGGGGAUGGGGACGGGGGUCCCAGCCUGGAGCUGCUGGCGCAGUGCCUGAUCCAGCCCCCCCGGGACCGCCCCUAUUUCCUGCUGCUCAGGGGGUACGGCAAGGAGGAGAAAAUCAAAGAAAUCGGGGACCGGCAGCCGGAGAGCCCCCCGGACGGGGACCCCCCCCCAGUUCUGGACCUUUCCGGGGUCACCUCGGACCUGCGCCCCCUGCUGGGCUGGCUGGCGAACAGCGUGGAGCUGCUCAACCUGGCGCAGGCGCACCUGGGGGCGCUGGAGGCGCAGCUGGACAUUGAGGGGCCGUGCCCGGAGCUGGAGAAGGACCUGGAGAGCUGUGACGAGGCCCUGGGGGUGCUGGACGAGGUGAUCAUGUCCACGUUCCAGCAGAGCGUCUACUACCUGACCAAGACUCUUUACUCGGCCCUCCCCGCCCUGCUGGACACGAACCCGUUCGUGGGCGCGGGCGAGCCGAGGGCGGGGCCGGACCUGGGCGGUGUCCCCGCGGGGCUCCGCCCACCGCUGGCCGUGUUCCGGGCCGUGCUGGGCCUGACCCGGGACUGCCGCCUGCACCCGGACCUGGCCUCGCAGACCUUCGGGUACCUGUUCUUCUUCAGCAACGCCUCCCUCUUCAACACCCUCAUGGAGAAAGGCAGCGCGGGGCCGUUCUUCCAGUGGUGGGUCGGGGUCCGGCUGCGAACCAACCUGGACCUGGUGCUGGACGGGCUGGGGGCACUGGGGCUGGGGGACAUCGCCGGGGACUUCUUCAGGAAACUGUCGGCGACAGCCAACCUGCUCUGCACACCUAGGGGCUGCCUGGAACAGGCCACCUGGGCGCGGCUCCGGGCCGAGUUCCCGGCGCUCUCACCUGCGCAGCUGCACCACGUCCUGAGGCACUACCGGCUGGGGCGGGGCCGGGCGGCCCCACCCGCGUGGAGCCCCACCCCUGAGGAGAGCACGGCUGCUACUACAGGCGACAUCUUCGAGAGCUUCUCGGACCACCCCCCGCUCCUGCUGCCCACCCGGGGGUUCCGCCUGCGCCCGGGGGUCCCGCUGGGCCCGGGGGGGCUCCUGAGACCCCUCCUCAAAAUCCGCCGCCGGCUCUGGGAGCUCGAGGGGGGCGAUGACCCCUGAGACCCCCCAAAAAUCCCCCCAAAAUAUCCCCAAAAAAUAACACAAAAUAACCUGAAAUAUCCCAAAAUAACCCAAACCCUCCUGCGCCCCCUCCUCAAAAUCCGCCGGCGGCUGUGGGAGCUCGAGGGGGGCGAUGACCCCUGAGACCCCUCCCCAAAUAACUCAAAAUAGUCAAAAUCCCCUCAACCCCCCCCAAAAUAACCCAAAUCCCCCCAAAC